AUGGAGGAUGAAAUAAAGAAUGAACUCGCUCAAGCACCACAACAGUUGCCAAGUGAAGUAGUGAACAACUUGGGAACCAAAGUAAAUCAUAUCGAACCUAUGGGUGAUACAAUCGAGCAAGUUAACCACAACAGUAAAGUCGAUACGGCGCUAUUUCAAGGAGACAUUGUUCUCACGAAAAAGCAAGCCGAAGAGCUCAUGGAAGACAUCAAAGCAAACAGAGGCAAUCGCAGCAAGCGACAAGCAUUCCGUGAUAGUAGGUAUCCCGAAACAUUAUGGACAAACAGAAAUGUCUACUUCUCGUACGGCCGGAAUGCAACCGAGGCAGCGAAGAGAGUGUUCAGAAAAGCCGCUUAUUUGUGGUCCACAGAAACUUGCAUUGCCUUCGGCGAAAGCAGCACAGCCAAAGAUAGAAUUACACUCAUAAAAAGUGAUGGGUGUUGGUCCUAUGUUGGAAGAGUUGGCGGUGAACAGGUCCUUUCACUAGGAAAUGGAUGCGAAUCGGUCGGAACCGCAGCUCACGAAAUCGGCCACGCCUUAGGAUUCUACCACGAACAGUCAAGGCACGAUCGUGACAGUUUCAUCACACUUUAUACACAAAACUUCAAGGCCGGAUGGAUUUCUCAAUUUUCUAAAGAAACUGAAAAAACCAAUUACAACUACAACUUGACUUAUGAUUACGGAAGUAUUAUGCAAUACGGCGCUAGAAGUGUCUCAAGAGACGGUAAACCCAUUAUGGUUCCGCAUGACAUUAAAUACAUGCAAACCCUUGGGUCACCGAUAAUUUCACUAUAUGACAAGCUCAUGAUGAACAUGCACUAUGGGUGUCUUGACAGAUGCAAUCAAAGCUCCACAUCAGCUAAGUGCGAAAACGGUGGUUUUCCUAAUCCCAGAGACUGCGCCAAAUGUAUUUGCCCAAGCGGAUAUGGUGGAACACUUUGCAAUGAGCGACCAGCUGGUUGUGGUAAAACGUUGACGGCAACCACUUCUUACCAAACGCUUGAAGAUGUAGUAGGUGAUAAAAAUGCAAUGGAGGCGUUCGACGACUUCAUCAUGUGCCAUUACUGGAUUGAAGCACCAGCUGGUUCCAAGAUUGAGGUAGUGUUGGAUAGUUACACGACAGAUUUGGCUGUAGAUGGCUGUAGGUAUGGAGGAGUUGAAAUAAAAACCGGAAGCGACAUUCGACAUACUGGUUACAGAUUUUGUGCUGAGGACAAUAUUGGAACAUCGUUGAUCUCUACUCGCAAUAUCGUUCCUGUAAUUACCUACAGCAGAUUCUAUGAAGCCAAAACCGUUUUACGUUAUCGCAUUGGUAAUGUUUAA
This is a messenger RNA of Angiostrongylus costaricensis, 1323 nucleotides long. The record is from the annotation of a GenBank genome assembly. NCBI's taxonomy places the organism in Eukaryota, Metazoa, Nematoda, Chromadorea, Rhabditida, Metastrongylidae.